AUGCAGACACCCUUGGGUCUCGUGCUCUCAAACACAGACUGUGUUUCUUUCGGAAGAACUUCGAAAGCCGCGCUGUGUGUCUCCCCUCUCCCCGCAAGUGUGCUGAGCUCUGCGGAAACUGGUUGGAGUCAGCAUUAUGGGCACCUGCAUAGUACAGGCGCAGCUCUAUGGUGCUGCAAGGAGAGGCAAAUUGAAAGACAGGCAGAUGUGCGACGUGUUUUGUAUCACCUCAGAAGCAGAAUACAAAGUACCCAAAGAAGCGAGCGAAGUUCCCGGAGCUCUACAGGAAGGGCAACGCAGCAUACUUGUCACUUGCCAGACGCCGUUUUUUCACCCCAACGCUUCAUCAGUUUGCAUAAUAUUGCCGUUCGAUACUGGGAUGACGGCAGGCCUCGGCUCGCACUAAGGCAUGCACGGCUCGCUCUGGACAUGUUGAAGACCCAUGGGUUACCCUCUGGUUGUGUUGGGCAUUUAAUCAAAGCCAUGAGGGAGCUCCAGAGGCCGUAUGCCGGCGUCGAGCGUCAGAUACUCGCUGCAGUGAAAGCGAAGAACAGUUCUGUCCGGGCGCACGUCGACCUUGCACAGCUCUUCUUCUCGAAAAAGAUGCUCGGUUCCGCAGGUAGGUGA
This is a messenger RNA of Neospora caninum, 627 nucleotides long. RefSeq lists its product as hypothetical. The transcript has a single exon. The record is from RefSeq and is a predicted model, not a curated record. Lineage: Eukaryota; Apicomplexa; Conoidasida; Eucoccidiorida; Sarcocystidae. The coding region runs from base 1 to 627 and encodes 208 amino acids.